This is a messenger RNA of Rhodamnia argentea, 825 nucleotides long. RefSeq names its product TMV resistance protein N-like. The coding region runs from base 1 to 825 and encodes 274 amino acids. Gene Ontology annotation, biological process: defense response. The record is from RefSeq and is a predicted model, not a curated record. Gene Ontology annotation, molecular function: ADP binding. The transcript is spliced from 4 exons. NCBI's taxonomy places the organism in Eukaryota, Viridiplantae, Streptophyta, Magnoliopsida, Myrtales, Myrtaceae.
AUGUCGCCGAAGUUACGUGCUUUAGCAGGAAAAGCCAAUUGGUUUGGUAAUGGGAGUAGGAUCCUUGUUACUACAAGAGAUAGCCAAUUGCUGAUUCCUAGGAUAGACAAAUAUCAUGUGUAUGAAGUUCAAGCACUGGACAAUAGUGAAGCUUAUGAGCUGCUUAGUAAGCAUGCUUUUCCUCCGCAUUACAAAUUACAAAUCAAGGCAGAUCUAGUGGAUGGUGUUCUGGAUCAUGUUAAAGGCCUUCCUUUAGCACUUGAGGUGCUGGGUUCCUUAUUAUGUGGUAGAAGGCAAGAUGAAUGGGAAAGUACGCUAGACAACCUUUCUAGAAUUCCUAAGAAAGACAUCAAUGAUGUGCUCAAAAUAAGUUAUGAUGGACUAGAGGCAAAUGAGAAAGAGAUUUUUCUCCACAUUGUGUGCUUCUUUAAGGGGUGGGAAUUUUGUUACGUCAAGAAAGUUCUCGGCGGUUGCGAUCUUAAUGCGGUAAUAGGAUUGCAAAUUCUCACCGAGAGGUCCUUGAUAAGAACCGAGUCCGGAAACAUACAAGUGCAUGACUUGAUUCAAUUGAUGGGUAAAGAUAUCGUGAACCAAGAAUCCGAUUAUCCCGAGAGACGCAGCAGACUAUGGCAAUAUGAGGAUGUUCUUGAUGUUCUGUCACGCGACAUGGGAGAUUGUGAUGUAAAAGCCAUAGUGUUGGAGCCACUUGUCCCAAUAAAGCUAUCUAUCGGUCAUGAUGCUUUUACAAAACCGAGAAGGUUGAGAUUGCUUAUUUUGCGGAAUGUUUCUUUCCAAGGUCCUAUAUGUCUUUCUAAAGAGGAGUAG